Molecule: messenger RNA, 1410 nt
Organism: Penicillium mononematosum
Lineage: Eukaryota; Fungi; Ascomycota; Eurotiomycetes; Eurotiales; Aspergillaceae
Exons: 7
Coding region: 1-1410 (469 amino acids)
Biological process (GO): isocitrate metabolic process
Cellular component (GO): mitochondrion
Molecular function (GO): NAD binding; isocitrate dehydrogenase (NADP+) activity; magnesium ion binding
Source: RefSeq, a predicted model, not a curated record
AUGAACGCUCUCCGGUCCAGUUCCGCAGUCGCUCGUCGGUCCCUUGCGACCCCUCCUGCCCCUCUCUCUUCUACCUCUCGUCUUAUUUCUUCCUCUUCUUUCACUUCUUCACUUUCUAAGAGAUCUAUCUCCUCUACCUCCCUCUCUCAACGAACUAAUCGAGUUGCUGCUUCUUCCCGCUGGUCCGGAUCGAUCCCUUCGUCUAUCACUCAAAUCCGCACUAUGGCUUCCGAAACCAAGAUCAAGGUCAAGAACCCUGUGGUCGAGUUGGAUGGUGAUGAGAUGACCCGUAUUAUCUGGCAAGAAAUCAGAGAAAAGUUGAUUCUGCCUUAUCUCGAUAUCGAUCUCAAGUACUACGAUUUGGGUAUUGAGUACCGUGAUGAGACCAAUGACCAGGUCACCAUCGAUGCCGCCGAGGCUAUUAAGAAGUACGGUGUUGGUGUCAAGUGUGCCACCAUCACCCCCGAUGAGGCCCGUGUUGAGGAGUUCAAGCUGAAGAAGAUGUGGCUUUCCCCCAACGGCACCAUCCGUAACAUCCUUGGCGGUACCGUGUUCCGUGAGCCCAUUGUCAUUCCCCGCAUUCCCCGCCUGGUCCCUGGCUGGACUAAGCCUAUUAUUAUUGGCCGUCACGCCUUCGGUGACCAGUACCGUGCCCAGGACCGUGUCAUCCCUGGCCCCGGUAAGCUCGAGUUGGUCUACACCCCUGCCGGCGGUGAGCCCGAGCGCGUUCAGGUCUUCGAUUUCCAGGGCGGUGGUGUCACUCAGUGCCAGUACAACACCGAUGAGUCCAUCGCUGGCUUCGCCCACUCCUCCUUCAAGAUGGCCCUCAUGAAGGGUCUUCCCCUCUACAUGAGCACCAAGAACACUAUCCUCAAGAAGUACGAUGGCCGCUUCAAGGACAUCUUCGAGGAGAUCUUCCAGAAGGACUACAAGAAGGACUUCGAUGCCAAGAACAUUUGGUACGAGCACCGUCUCAUUGACGACAUGGUUGCUCAGAUGAUCAAGUCCGAGGGUGGCUUCGUCAUGGCUCUUAAGAACUACGACGGUGAUGUCCAGUCCGACAUCGUCGCCCAGGGCUUCGGCUCUCUCGGUCUGAUGACCUCCGCUCUGGCUACCCCGACGGCUCUGCUACGAAAGGGUAACGAGACCUCCACCAACCCCAUUGCCUCUAUCUUCGCCUGGACCCGUGGUCUCGUCCAGCGUGGCCAGCUCGACAACACCCCCGAGGUUGUUACCUUCGCUGAGGAGCUCGAGCGUGCCUGUGUUGACGUCGUCAACGAGGAGGCUAUCAUGACUAAGGAUCUGGCUCUCGCCUGUGGCCGCAAGGACCGUGAGUCCUGGGUCACCACUGGCGAGUACAUGGCUGCCGUUGAGCGGAGGCUGAAGGCCAACCUCAAGGCUCGCCUGUAG